Messenger RNA from Chanos chanos (milkfish), 237 nucleotides. Its product is annotated as cortexin-3-like. Lineage: Eukaryota; Metazoa; Chordata; Actinopteri; Gonorynchiformes; Chanidae. The transcript has a single exon. The coding region runs from base 1 to 237 and encodes 78 amino acids. The record is from RefSeq and is a predicted model, not a curated record.
AUGGCCGAGCAUUUUCUCAGCAGCACCCUGUCUGCGUCUGGGUCUGGCCUGCCGUCCCCGUCCUCACUCACACUGGAGCAGAAAGUGGCCUUCGUCUUUGUCCUGCUCCUCUUCAUCGUGCUGGGUCUGCUGAUUGUGCGCUGUUUCCGGAUCCUUCUGGACCCGUACCGCAGCAUGCCCUCCUCCACCUGGACCGACUAUAUGGAGAAAGAUACCUUCGACUACCGUAUCGUCUGA